AUGUCAGGCACGCCACUUAUCCAAUAUACCUGGAUCUAUCAGUGUCGUAGGUGUGAGAAGUCUCUCACCAAGCACCACUCGUCAAACGACCGUCUCCUAGCAAUUGACCCAAACGUCCCGAGAGGGCCAUGCAGCUGCAUUUCGCUUGAUGAGAAACAGCGAACUUGCAGUAAGGAAAAGCUCCUCGAUGAGCCUGACGAUAGCCCUAACUGGGUCUAUCUCUGCGACUGUGUCAGAGAAUGGACGGAGCAGCGUAGUCCUGGGCAAUCUCAGAUAUCCGGAGAGGUAUGCACCACCUGCUAUCCGCAAGGAAUGUGGGAGCUGAAGCGAUUUUUCAAUAGUAUAAACCCAGGCAUGGCCAGGGUAUCAAAUUUUCAGCAAGAUUUGUCACAGCCUGAAGUAGCAGCCAGUAAAAUCCCAUCCGAAUGGGUACUGGACAAUCAACUAGCCCAGCGGCAAGACUGCAAACCUUCUGGCAAGUCUAGUAUCUUCCGAUGCUUGAGCAACUUGAAGCAAAGAAUCACUCAUUCUGAUAAGCAAGAAGGCGAUGAUUCAAAUACCUCAAGCUCCAGAGUUCUCCGCCGCCCCUCUUUAGCACACAGCUUGAUGGACAUCGAAAUCCCAUCUCAUCAAAUAAAGGUGUUGAUUUCCCACCUCGACCCAGAUGACGAGGAUGAAGACUUGGAGGAAGCAAGAGGCUUUGCCGCGGAAGGCGAGGAUGACAGUUCCUCUGAUGAUGAUGAUGAUGAUGAUGAGGUUCUUGCAUCACUUCUCACAGAAGUCAUCGAACGUGACGAUGAAAGUUCAUUAUUUCAUUCUGAAGGUGUCACUCUUGUUCUCGAGAAUGUUCCCACAGAUAGCAAUGAGGAAAAUGACAGCAGCCUGCAUAUCCUCAGCCAAGCCAGAACAAAUUGCCGACGAGUCAACAUCUGGUCACCUGAAGAGGGCGACAUACGGCUUGACGUGAAUCCAAGAGCUGUCAACUCUUCUAAUCUGAGACUGGUGGAUACUCCCUCCGCAGACUCGGGAAUGCAAGCUUCUCCUUCCUCUACAGAGUCUCGUCGGCCAGACAAUGCUGCACGCAUUCAAGAAGUCCGAAACUUCUUCUCAAUUCCGGAGUCUGUACCUACGAGUUCAAUCCCAUACUUCAUCAGAGGUCAUUCGCGAGUAGGAAUGAGCUUGGAAUAUGGUAUCGUCCUAACUUGUGGGGGGCUCACGUUCCGACACCGCCAUCCUCACAUCUGGCUGCGGAGCACUCAACCAGGACGACUCGCCGAGUUCAACGAAGUUUUGAACUCGGACGAUAUCGUAUGGGAAGACGAUAUAAGAAGAGAGGUGAGUGACUCUGACAUCGUAAGAUAUGAUGCGCGAAUUGCGAAUACAGCUUCAGGAUCGGUGACUUUAGAUUCGAGAUUCGAUUUCACCCGCCUUGACGGUGAUGAUGAGACAGAGUUCUGGUCUGCUGUUGGUGUUUCGGAAGGUGAACGCUCGAGAUUGGUUGCAGAAGAACAAGAGCCACGACUACACACUGAUCCAGACUCUGCAUGCGCAGCCUGGGAGGCAAGUGAUCUCAUCUUAGAAAUCAACGUGCAGCCUCAUGAGCUUCACGAGCGUGUGCCGAUUUUUGAGGAUGAGAGGGACGAUAUUGAGGAGGACCUUUCCUUCUGA
This is a messenger RNA of Cadophora gregata, 1668 nucleotides long. RefSeq lists its product as uncharacterized. NCBI's taxonomy places the organism in Eukaryota, Fungi, Ascomycota, Leotiomycetes, Helotiales, Ploettnerulaceae. The transcript has a single exon. The record is from RefSeq and is a predicted model, not a curated record. Bases 1 to 1668 code for a protein of 555 amino acids.